Molecule: messenger RNA, 1507 nt
Organism: Eruca vesicaria subsp. sativa (arugula)
Lineage: Eukaryota; Viridiplantae; Streptophyta; Magnoliopsida; Brassicales; Brassicaceae
Source: the annotation of a GenBank genome assembly
UCUCCUCCAUGCGGGUCCUGUUGAGUUCAUCUACUACUGGUUUCACCGAGCCCUUCACCAUCACUACCUCUAUUCUCGCUACCACUCACACCACCAUUCCUCCAUAGUCACCGAGCCCAUAACUUCGGUGGUACAUCCUUUUGCUGAACACAUUGGCUAUACAGUAAUCUUAGGGAUACCUCUAAUAACGUCUUUGCUAUGUGGAACGGUCUCUGUAGCCUCGCUCUUCCUCUAUUUAACUUACAUAGAUUUCAUGAACAACCUGGGUCACUGCAACUUCGAGCUCAUUCCAAAACCUUUCUUCUCUCUUUUCCCUCCUCUUAAGUUUAUCUGCUAUACCCCUUCAUUUCACUCGCUCCAUCACACACAGUUCAGGACAAACUACUCUCUAUUCAUGCCAAUGUACGACUACAUUUAUGGGACCAACGACAAGUGCAGUGACUCAUUGUACGAAACAUCAUUAGAGAAAGAAGAAGAGAAGCCAGACGCAAUUCAUCUAACUCACCUAACAUCACUAGACUCUAUUUACCAACUCCGGCUUGGCUUUGCCUCCCUCUCCUCGCACCCACUAUCUUCUCGGUGUUACCUAUUACUCAUGAGACCCUUCACUUUAAUCAUGUCAUUUAUACUAACUUCCUUAUCUUCUCGAACCUUUGUCUUUGAGAGAAACCGCUUCCGUGAUCUCACCAUUCACUCCCACCUCCUUCCCAAGUUCUCCUCUCAUUACAUGUCUCGGAAGCAUAAAGAAUCUAUCAACAAAAUGAUAGAGGCGUCUAUCCUUGAAGCGGACAAGAAGGGUGUGAAAGUAAUGAGUUUGGGGCUAUUGAACCAGGGAGAAGAAUUAAAUGGGUACGGAGAAAUGUACGUGAGGAAGCAUCCAAAGCUAAAGAUAAGGAUAGUAGAUGGAAGUAGUCUUGCAGCUGAGGUGGUGGUUCAUAGUAUUCCUGUUGGCACGAGAGAAGUUCUCUUUCGAGGCCAAGUCACAAAAGUUGCUCGUGCCAUUGUCAUUUCUCUUUGCCAAAAUGGCAUCAAGGUGAUGGUGUUACGUGAAGAAGAGUAUUGCAUGCUAGCCGGAUCCCUUAGCGGGCAUUGUAAGGAAAAUCUGGUGCCGACAAUCAAUUACUCUCCAAUGAUUUGGCUGGUGGGAGAUGGCCUACGUAAAGAAGAGCAGAAGAUGGCAACAAAAGGAACUCGUUUUCUUCCUUUCUCUCAGUUUCCUCCAACACAACUUCGAAAAGACUGCUUUUACCAUACCACUCCAGCUAUGAUCAUCCCUGACUCUGCCCAUAACAUCGACUCUUGUGAGAAUUGGCUGGGGAGGAGAGUGAUGAGCGCGUGGAGAGUUGGUGGGAUAGUGCAUGCACUUGAAGGGUGGGAGGAACACGAGUGUGGUCUUGAUGAACCAGUUGUUAAACCUCCCAGAGUUUGGGAAGCUGCUCUUCGAAAUGGUUUCAAACCUCUGGUUUUGCCGUCUCUAAAGACCAAAGGAUUGAGCAAUGGAUACUAG